GAGAGAGAGAGAUCGACGUCUCUUGUUUUAGCAGCAGUAAAUCAAUAGUUUCUCAAAGUAAAACCAAAGCACAACUGUCCAACCCCUGCAGUUUGCUGUUAAGCAUCUAUUGGAUUUUAGGAGGGGAGAAUCACAUGCCUACGGCCAGCAUCCCAGUGACUUUAUGAAGUCCUGGCACUUUCAGAUAUGUGACUGAUUUAAACCUUUACGCAUAGACUGCUGAUACAUUAAACUGCUCAUUUUGUGCUGACGCUCUUUAGACACACACAUUACUUCAGGCUAGAGAGAGAGAGAGAGAGAGAGAGAGAGAGAGAGAGAGAGAGAGAGUGCUGCAACAACUCAACUUGCAGCGGGGGGAGUGGAGAGGACGCAUGUGGCAAGUCGCAGCUGGUUUGGCUGUGUACAUGGUUGUAAAGCCUGCUUCUUCCUUUCAACGAAUGCGCAGAUGAUGAAUGGACGUUCCGAUAAUUGAUAAGGCAGGAUACAGCUUUUUGCAAAACAUCGCCUGGGACACACUACUGUAUAAUUUCUGCUCGCGGUAUGGACGGGUUGCAGGCAGACAAUGCUGGAGUUGGCGACAUCGGGGAAAACGCGGAGGAAAGGUAUCGUGCUCUAGCCUAUGACACUGCUCUGAGCACUUUGGUGGCAGUGGCCGUGUACGUGGUGGUGAAAGUGAGCCUGGACGGCAUCAGACAGUGGCGGGCCAGGAUCUCGGUGCUCAUCGUGGGUUCGGGACCCGUGGGGCUGACAGCCGCGCUGGUCGCUGUCCGCUCCGGUAAGGUGCUGAAACUGACCGUGCUGGAUGAGAGGUACCGGACUGCCCUGCUCUGCCGGCCCCAGCAGAUCGCCCUGGAUCCUCACACUGUGAAGUUUCUGCUGGGACUUGGGGUGGACUUUGAUAACAUGGAGGGCUGCUGGCACAACGAGCAUUUCUUCACCAGGAUAGGAGUGUUUCAGGAGUACCUGCUGAGCAUCCUGGAGCAGAAGAAACAGAAAGUGGACGUCAAGGUGCAGCUGGGAACCAAGUUUACAGAGGAAUACCUGCGGCGGAUCCCACACAAUGAAUGGCCACGUGUGAUCGUGGUGGCUGACGGGUCGUGUGGCGACUCCUGCUCGGUGCUGGGCAUCAGCUCUGACUACACUGUGGAGUCCUGCCAUGCCUAUGGAGCUAAUGCAACUAUAGAGAGACUAGACCAGAGACAGGUACCCACUCCAGAGAUCCGUGCCCACAGCCUCUACUUCGACCUGUCCGCUUACGGAGUGGAGGCUCUCAGAGAGCACCGAAAUCCCUCAGCCAAACCUGGCUUCCACCUGAAGAUCUAUGGCACCUUCAGAAACCGCUACAUGGCCCUUUUCUGCCCCACGUCUGACACCAAGAUGGUUCGCUUCCUCAGGCACACGGCCAACUCCUCUAUCAUGAAGAACAUUUUCCACCAGUCCUUUAAUGCCUAUAAGACGGACAUAGAGCCUCGACUCAACGACGUGACGCUCCACCACAUGCAGUGCAGCCGCCGUCUGUUUGAGAUUCAGUUGUCACACAGACGCAUCAGCGCUGCCUACAUAGAGGGGGACAAUGUGGCAGUCACAGUGGAGGGGGAGGCAGCACGCGUCCUCAACUUCGACACAGGUUGUGGGGUGAAUCUAGGUAUGCGGGGUCUGGAGUCAAUGGGGACGUUCAUUUACCAGACAGCCACCGCCGUAGACCAGAAUGAUAUUCUAGAGGCACUGACGGCUAAGAUGCGGCACUCCAGACAGGUGGCUGAGACCUUCAAGCAGACAGGCCUGGCUGAAUCAAUGUAUGAAUGAAAUAGGAGGACGACCUGGCGAAUGCAUAAUGCCACCUAGUGGAAAGUGGUGGUGGAUUAUUUGUGUUUACAAUGAAUGUUUACAAUGAAUCAUGAGUCUGAUGCUGAAAUGGACCACUAAUGUUUGCAUACUAAAUGGAGCUGAAUUAGUUGCAAACAGAUGGAUAAUGGAUGUAAACAUGUUACCAUUAGUCUUUGUAACAUAGUGAGUGGAUCUACUCUUAAUGGAUGGAGCUAGAAUAACCAAGGCCACAUUUAGUACAAUACAUUUGAAGCUGUUCUGAUUUUUUUUAUUUACAAAACUUGUUAAUACAGCAAACUAUGGCAUAAAGAUAUAUAUAAUCUCUUACAGUUGCAGUGACACAAUAUACAUUGAGUACUAAUGCGCCGCUCUUUGGAUUUUGAUUCCUAACUGUAAAGUGUGAGAAUGUACGGGAAAGAAAUCUAGAGAGUAGUUGUAAUAAAUGAAAACUCUGUGAUCUUCAUCAUUUCCAUCACUGUAGUCUUCUCCUUUUAUUAGGGAAAGAAUUGACUUAAUUUCCAAAAUCUAGCUGAUUGUGCUCUCACAUCAAUGGUGCUAGAUGAUAAAAAUGAGAUUGUGCCGUUGCAUCAUCAGCUAGAGCUGAGAAAUGUGUAAAACUGUUAUUGUCCAUGAUUUAAUGGAGGAACAUGCGUGUAGAAUCAGAAGUGAGGAGGCAACGGCUCCAAAGUGUUAUUAUCAAGCCUUUUGUCUUUGUGUUUGUUUGACAAUGUGGUGAUAAUUGUGGUGACGACAUUCUGAAGUAUUUGCUAGAGUGGCCUAUUUUUGUGUGCUGCCUUGUAAAUUAAGAUUUUUGGAAUAUUUAAAAAAUGUAGAAUAUUGCAACCAUAUUAUGGACAAACUGUAUUAUUAAUGCAUUUUUCUGGUGUCACAUUUUCAUUUUUUUAAUUUUGCUCCAGGUGAUCUGAUAUGACUCAAGUAUUAUUCCUAACAGUAUAUUACUUUCAGAUGAAGGAGAGUAUGCUGAUAAUAAUGUUCUGCUCCUGUUGAAGUGCCAAUAAAUAUGGUGAUUUGGCAAAAGUGA
This is a messenger RNA of Siniperca chuatsi (mandarin fish), 2869 nucleotides long. RefSeq lists its product as uncharacterized. Bases 541 to 1806 code for a protein of 421 amino acids. NCBI's taxonomy places the organism in Eukaryota, Metazoa, Chordata, Actinopteri, Centrarchiformes, Sinipercidae. The transcript is spliced from 5 exons. The record is from RefSeq and is a predicted model, not a curated record.